Molecule: messenger RNA, 3126 nt
Organism: Carassius carassius (crucian carp)
Lineage: Eukaryota; Metazoa; Chordata; Actinopteri; Cypriniformes; Cyprinidae
Product: retinoic acid receptor RXR-beta-A-like
Exons: 14
Coding region: 278-1720 (480 amino acids)
Biological process (GO): anatomical structure development; positive regulation of transcription by RNA polymerase II; retinoic acid receptor signaling pathway
Cellular component (GO): RNA polymerase II transcription regulator complex; nucleus
Molecular function (GO): zinc ion binding; nuclear receptor activity; nuclear steroid receptor activity
Source: RefSeq, a predicted model, not a curated record
CCUCUUCAGAAAGGAAGAUCACAGGGCAACUGUGAGAAUCACACCGAGGGGAUGGGUACGGAGAGUCGCGGUACUAGUUUAGCCAUUUUUAAAUAGAAAUCUUCAUCGUAUUUCCUUAACUCGGUAGAUGCUGCUGUUGUUUGCAUUUAUUGACAGUGAUAAUUUAGGUUGAUAAAAGAUCCAGGGGCCCGGGCCUCAGUCCGCGAUCUUGAGUUAAACAGUCAUCCGACAUCAGAGCGAGUGAGUCGGUGUAUACAGCAGAGCCCUGCUGCACAUCAUGGGCGACAGUAGAGAUUCUCAUAGUCCAGACAGCUCAUCCGUUUCCUCGCCACCAUCAGGUCAGCGUUCGCCCCCGUUGGCCCCUUCAGCCGCCGCCAUGACUUCCCUUCCACCCAUCACUUCGGCUGUGAACAGUCCCAUCAGCAGCAUGGGCUCACCUUUCUCAGUCAUCAGCUCCUCUCUGGGUUCACCCUGCCUUCCUGGAACUCCCUCGGUAGGCUACGGCCCCAUCAGCAGCCCACAGAUUAACAUGUUUCGCAGAAACACAGAGAUCAACUCCACUGUGUCCAUGUCGGGUCUGCAUGCCGUCAGCAGCUCUGAUGAUGUCAAACCACCCUUCGGUUUGAAGCAGAUGUCCGCCCACAGCCCAGGACCCAUGCUCUCUCAGAAACGCUUGUGUGCCAUCUGUGGAGAUCGCUCUUCUGGCAAGCACUACGGCGUGUACAGCUGCGAGGGCUGCAAGGGCUUUUUCAAGCGCACUGUGAGGAAGGACCUGAGCUACACAUGCAGAGACAGUAAGGACUGUCUGGUGGACAAACGUCAGAGGAACCGCUGCCAGUACUGCCGCUACCAGAAGUGCCUGGCCAUGGGGAUGAAGAGAGAGGUGGUCCAAGAUGAACGACAACGAUCCGUUCAAGAGGAGCGUCAGAGGAACAAGGAGCGAGAGGGAGAAGUGGAGUCCACCAGCGCAGCGAAUGAAGAGAUGCCCGUGGAGAAGAUUCUGGAAGCAGAGAUGGCCGUGGAGCAGAAGACUGAGCUGCAUGCAGACGGCAGCUCAGGGGGAAGCUCUCCAAAUGACCCCGUCACAAAUAUCUGCCAGGCGGCUGACAAACAGCUGUUCACUUUGGUGGAGUGGGCAAAGCGGAUCCCUCACUUCAGUGAGCUGUCUCUGGAUGACCAGGUCAUCCUGCUGCGAGCUGGCUGGAAUGAGCUACUGAUCGCGUCUUUCUCUCAUCGCUCCAUCGCGGUGAAGGAUGGCAUUCUGCUUGCCACCGGCCUCCACGUGCACAGGAACAGUGCUCACAGCGCUGGGGUGGGAGCCAUCUUUGACAGGGAGAGUGCGCACAAUGCAGAGGUUGGGGCCAUAUUCGACAGGGUUCUGACGGAGCUUGUGAGCAAGAUGAGGGACAUGCAGAUGGAUAAAACAGAGCUGGGCUGCCUGAGAGCCAUCAUCCUUUUCAACCCAGAUGCGAAAGGAUUGUCAAGCCCAAGUGAAGUGGAGUUACUGAGGGAGAAGGUCUAUGCAUCGCUGGAGGCUUAUUGUAAACACAGAUAUCCUGACCAGCAGGGCAGAUUUGCCAAACUCCUCCUCCGACUGCCAGCGCUGCGCUCCAUUGGUUUAAAGUGCCUGGAGCACCUGUUCUUCUUCAAGCUAAUUGGAGACACCCCAAUCGACACCUUCUUAAUGGAAAUGCUUGAAGCGCCACAUCAGCUCACCUAACCUGGUCUCGAUGCAGUUCAAGCCGGUUUGCACCAGGGUAUCGCAGUCCCUCCGGACUUUACUGUGUCUCACUUCCCAUUAACACCUUGCCCCACAAUUCUCUUCUACGCGUUCUCCCUACCGCACCUUCAAACCAGUACAGCCAUGAAAAAAGACUCUAAGCUGUCUGAAAAAAAAAAAUGUGUUUUACCAUGUAAUGUUUUACACAGUAUGAGCUGUCCAGAGAGAUCUUAUUUUUCAAAUUCCCUGGAGGUUCUAAAUCAUAAGUUUCAGCUUCCAGUUUUAGAACUCUCGUAUUGAUUCUAGAGAUCUCUGUGUGUCGGUUUGGUUUGUAUGUUACUCUGAAUGCACGAACUGUACUUUUUUUUUUUUUUUCGUUAGUCACUGCAGCCCGUUGGCUGAAUUUACAGUGCAUGUGUGACCUUGGCGAGAGUCCGCCGAGCCCUUUGGCUGGUACGAAUCAAGUCACGGCAGAGCUGCCCGUUCGUUUUUGACUGUGGAAUACUGCUUACAUGCUAUCUUUGGGAUUUUUAUCUUGAAAUCCUACUUUGUACUGUACUCAUGAAAUGAGUCCAAUUUAUAAACGGCAUUGGAAAUUCUCGGCCUGCUGCAUCUGGCCCUUAUCAAGUGCAGGCUAGGGUUUUACAUUUGUGAAUAAAUGUAUGCAGGAUUUGUUGGACAUGAACUUUUGAUCAUGUUCCAAGGAGGGCCUAAAGGCACAGAUUAAAUCUUGCAGGAGAAUCCUGCUUUUUUUUUUUUUUUUUAGGGGCAAUAGGAGGGUGGACCUUGUUUUUUUUCUUAAUUCGUGUUGUGUUUCUUGGUUUUGGUACCUUCUAGAGGACCUUGUACCUUUGCCAUUUCUUAAUUCCCCCAAGUACCUUUGAUCCAUUUCAUUACCAAUUUGUCAAAUGGGAACCAAAUCUACACCAUGCCCCCCAAAAGACAAAUAAUUCAAAUUGUCUAUGUGUGCUGUGAAGUAUGUCCAACCACUCUUGUCCUUUCCAUGUGAACGGUGUUGCAGGCCUUUUUCUUUAGUGUUGAUGAAAUCAGCUCAUCAUCAUGCUCCUUUGGAAUUAACUGGUACUAACUUGGGCAUAGUAAAAAACAACCCUGAUUCUGGGCUGUUUAAAGGCUGGAAUGCACUACACGAUUUUUAUCCCAAUUGACAGUCUGGACGAGUUGAUGCUAGUUGGCCAAAGUUGGAGCCAGUCAGCAGAUUUUGGACAUUCAGGGAUUGAUUGAUUGAUUGAUUGAUUGAUUGAUUGAUUUCGCCGAAGAUCACAUUUUGGGUGCAGACUCCAAUUUUGUUGAGCUCCAGAGUAUGAUUCCAUCCACGCAUUGGAUAUUUUAAACCGAUUUAAGAAAUAAUUUUAUUUUCAUCUAGCAUGUCUAGUUACAAGUUUUUU